UGCGAGAUCCGAUGUUACCCGGAAACUGACUGGAAAUAAGUCUCUUGAUGGAGACUAGAAUACUGAUGGGCUGCGCGCCGCGCGCCUGCAGGGCCGCGGGCUGUUCGACAUCCAGCGCAAGUUCCUGACGGGCAUGCAGCUCGUACGCAUGUUCACCGGCAACGAGUGGCGGUUCCGGACCGAGGGCAUGGCGGACCUGGCGUCGAGGCUGAGCCCCGCCGACAGGGAGAGCUUCUACUUCGACCCGGCCAACUACACGUGGCCCGAGUACUUCGAGCGGUGCGUGCUGGGCGUGCGGGAGCACUACCACAAGGAGACCCUGGACACACUGCCCCGCGCCGCCAAGGAGCUGCGCAUCUGGCGACUGGUGCACUGGUUCAGCCACCUGCUGCUGUUCGUCGUCGUGGCCUGGCCCGCGUCGGCCCUCCUCGGCUGGAUCGCCGGACUCGUCUUCGCCGCCGUCUUCAUGCUGCUCUUCAUCUGGAUUUAAACAGCUGUCCUGCAUUUCGCUUUCGUUGUUUAUUGUUAUGAUAUUUGAGAAUCUGACCUGUAGUUUCUAUGAAACAG
Molecule: messenger RNA, 567 nt
Organism: Thrips palmi
Lineage: Eukaryota; Metazoa; Arthropoda; Insecta; Thysanoptera; Thripidae
Product: fatty acyl-CoA reductase 2-like
Exons: 3
Coding region: 134-490 (118 amino acids)
Source: RefSeq, a predicted model, not a curated record